This is a messenger RNA of Zasmidium cellare ATCC 36951, 2784 nucleotides long. RefSeq lists its product as uncharacterized. The coding region runs from base 1 to 2784 and encodes 927 amino acids. The record is from RefSeq and is a predicted model, not a curated record. Gene Ontology annotation, molecular function: protein binding. NCBI's taxonomy places the organism in Eukaryota, Fungi, Ascomycota, Dothideomycetes, Mycosphaerellales, Mycosphaerellaceae. The transcript has 3 exons.
AUGACUGUAGAUAACACACCGUCUACUGACUCGGCCAGCUUGAGGGCACACGGCAACGAGCUGUACAAAGCAGGCAAGAUCGAGGAAGCCAUACCUUUGUAUCAGCAAUCUGCUGAGCUUGCCCCGUUGGAUCCGGCCCCAUUGUCCAACCUGUCAGCAGCCUACUACGAGCUAGGCAAUUACCCGGCAUCAGUGACCGCAUCUGAUCAAGCGCUAGCUCUUCUUGAAGAUGAGGCGAAAAGGCAGAAAGUCGCUGCUCGCAAGUCGAAGUCACUCGUGUACUCGUUGAACUACCAAGCGGCCAUCGAAGCCCUUGGCUCAGUGUCAGGCGACAAUGACAACGCAGACACUGUCAAGGCUGUCCAAAAUGCCAUUGACAGCCAAGCGUCCGUGCAGGAUUGGGUUGAGCUACGAACACGUCUUGUGAACGAGCUACCACGAUGCAAGCCACAAAUUCGAAAUGUUCCAGAGUACUUCGUGGUCGGCCACGAUGUACCAGACUCACUCUACGACAGAUCGCUCCUGAAAACUGGCAGGGACAAGAUAUCGCUUCUGUUCGCGGGCAUCGGCGAUUCUCGAAAUUUGCAUGCGACAUUCCUCUCUUUCUUCUUGGACGAGUCCCAAGGCAAGCUCCCCAUGGACAAGGCUUUCCACAUCACCAUCUGCGACCACAAGCCGGCAGUCAUUGCCCGAGACAUUCUGAUACACGGAAUCAUCAGUGAGCUGGCCGAUUGUGGGGAUGACUUCGAGAAGCAGAUCGACAGCUUCACCAUUCCUCUGCUGUAUUAUCUCUAUCUGUCGCCCAUCAUGCCUGAUGCGUUUCACAUACUUCUUCAGAGGAACAUCACUCACCUAAUUAAAGUUCUGGAAGAUCCACAAUUCCGGAUGAGGACCCUUUAUGUACCACAGAUGUACAGACCGGCUAUACUCAAGAUCCUUCGAGAAUGGCAACACGAGGCGGGUGAAGAGUAUCACACAGUCCGUAUGCGUAAGGAGACGAUUCGACAACGUGCAAAAGACCGUGCGAGUCUGGAGUUAACCAUGAUGCAAUACCCUGAAGCGUCCACUUCGAUACACAAUCCUCCUGAGGGCUGUGAAAAAGAAGAAGCGUUCUAUCGUAAUACGGGUGUUCUGGUCAUGAAUUGGACUAGCCAUAACAAGGUUCUAGAGACUGAGCUUCAGAAGGCAUACGCAGACUUUGAUCCCAGGAACCCAAACGCCCUUGACACAAGCUUUCUCGACGUGGUUGAUGCUUCCUGGAAGACAAACCCGACGUUCAUUGAUCUGGAGUGGCAGCGAAAUCGAGAGGACUCCCAUGCCGAUACCUGUAUUGGCCAUGAUCCUUUCCGAUUUGGACAUGAGUUGAAGAGCGUAGGCAUGGCAGCACCUGAGAAGCAAGGCCUAUUGAACUACUUCGGCUUCUGGCUGACGUUCGUUGCAAAAGGCCUUACAGCAGUGAAGUCACGACUUCGAGUCGAAUGCUGCAUCGGCGAUAUCACUACCGUCCUGGAGCAGAUCCGGAUCGGCGCAGUCGGACAUAGAACGCCUAUCCCAGUCCAUGAAGGUCAGCAGACUGCACGCAGCGACACGUCCAAAAUUCACUCUGACCUUGCUAGGGAUGAUAAGUCCGCAAUACAGAAACCCCAGAUCAAGGCCGACCAUCAGCUGGACGAUUUCCCCAAGGCGUACGACCGCAUCCACCUGUCCAAUAUUCCUGAUUAUAUUGGCGGUAGCUUUGCUACCUUCCUCUACGCCAUGCCCGUCCUGCACCCGGGCAAACAGUGCUAUUCCAUGGCAAAUUGUUUACGAAACCCUCCGCGCUUCAAGACGCAUGUCCAUUUCAACCACGAAUAUCUCGCCGGACUCUCAUCUCCGUGGGAUCUGGUCAAAGCUUUCCAAGUCCGUAUGGAAGACAUUGAGCAACCUGACGCACCUCUAAUCUUGAGCGACUAUACCAAAUGGCACCGAAAACCUGUCUCGCGGAACCUCUCAAGCCUCUUGUCUCGAGAACAAAUUGAGCUCUGGCUGUUCAGAUUCUUCCUGAAGAUUAGCAUCCCAAUGACGCGAGAGAUGCGCGAACAAACGCUCAUAUAUUCGCCUCUGAACCUCACAGCAAUCGUUCGCCUCUGUGCCCAUCUAUACCACGUUGGCUAUCCCGCGCAUUGGCUCAGCGGCGUGCUCGAGGAAAUCUGCUCUGGAAAGAUCAAGACCCGAGCUCGUCCACCACGCUCUGACCCCCUCACGUUCGAAGAGACGAAGACCAGUUUCCCCCUUCUUUCCCAGUCAACCGCGCCAUUCGCUACCGAGUUCACAACAUUGCUGAGCAUGUCGCAAUGUACGCUACCCUUUGGGAUCCUCUCACCGCACAUACCUCCCAUCCAUCUUGCGCACCAGUACAGCUUCGUCUUCCCCGAGGUUCCAGAUAUUGUUGCCGAGACGCCCGUCUUCGUCCUCGUGCUCUUCUCCAUGCAUCAGCUUCCAAAAGAAGCAGAGCAGAGAGGCAUGCGGAAAUUUCUGUUGAGCGAUGAGACAGGUUCCAGGACGGAAAAGGGGCGGAUUGCCAGGGAGGAAGGCAUCCAUGUUAUAUCGACUUGGCAGUGGCACAGGCAGGAGAAGAAGGCGACCUUCUGGCUUCGAAAGGAUGUCUUUGAGGCUCUCGAUCAUUCCACAUGGGGCAUCUCCAUCUGGAGAACCGAUUCCUGGUUGAGACAAGCAGGACCAGAGCUUCUCGUCGAUGUGGUAGACGAAGGGCCGUGGAUCUCUAGCCAGAGCAAAGAAUACUAG